GUAAUUUCUAAGAUUUUGGAACAAAUCGAUUUCUAAUAUUAAACUUUCUUAAAAAUAGCUUAACUACAUCCCGUAUAAAUCCCCAUAAACACCAUCCAAUUAUCCUCAGACCUGCGAGAAACAAAAACAAAAAAAGUAAACAAAACUACCAAAAAAAAAAACAGAAAAAAAACCUUUCAGGUCUCAACUAGCAAUGGAGAUGAAGAAGAUUGCCUGCGGAGUCGUUUUCGCUGCUGCUUCCAUGACUGCCGUCAUGGCUGCAGAUGUUGGAGCUCCGGCACCAGGACCCGCCGCCAGCGGAGCCUCUAUAGCCGUUCCGGCUCUUGGCUCUUUGGUUGGAGCUUCCCUUGUGUCUCUCUUCGCCUACUACUUGAACUAAGCUUAUAUUUAAAGAAAAAAGAAGAAAUAUUGAUGUCUCUGUCAAUUUUUACAAUGUCCAAUUUUGUGUGUGUUGUUUAGACAGGCAAAGUGAAUAAAACGAAAGAGAAAACAAUUUGAUAAUGGUCAGACAUGUUUUUAUGUAAAAUGCUGAUUAAUAAAUAUAUGUAUGUGCAUGUUUUCUCUUUUUCAUAUAUUUUUCUUAUAUUACCAGUUUACCGGCAUAUGUUGGUUACUAUAUGAUAUGCACCAAAUUAGGAGCUAAAAUAAAUGCAUACGGAGAAACAUUUCAAUCAUCAUCAUUAAAAAUCAUCACAUCGGAUCCCUUGAGUACCACGGUGUGCGCGUCCACAGCAGAAAUAUCAUUUUCCCAUGUUCAACCACAUCAGCGAUUUGGUUGUUUGGAGUUGACAUUAAAGUCGCUUUUUGUAUCUUUGAACGAGUCGUUUCAAAAUCGAUAUCAAACUCUUAUCGACGAAGUCUCGGGUUUCACUGUGAUUUGCUUGUUCUGUAGUCAAAAUCUUCCUGAAAAUUGUUAAGAUGUUUUGGUGAAGAAGGAAAAAGCAUGAAGUCAACGAACGACAGAACAUGUUUAUGAUCAAUUUAUUACUUGAAGAGGUAAUUGCGAUUAAUGAUGAUGCUAAUUCAAAUCUUAUGGCGACAUUACAGAGUUAUGCUUGAUGACAGUGUCGUGCUUAUCAAGAAAUGGGCCUAUGGAGGAUCAAUUUACUCUGAGAAGAUGUACCGCGGUCUAGCGGUUUCAUCAUGGUGAGUGAUGUUGCCUAGAAUUCUCGCUUACCCGGUUCUAGUUUGCUGGGUGACUGAAGGUAUCCGACAAAAGUAUAGGACUUUUAAAACAAGCGUAUCACUUGUUAAAUAUAUGACAAUUCAUAAUCAUAAACUACUGGUCUUUUGAUUUCAAUCUUAUUAAUGGUUCAACUUUCAAAGAAUUGGCAAGCAAGAAAAUGUAAUGUUGAUUUAUGUCUCCUUACGUCAGUAUAGCCUUGGUAGUUAGUUCUCUUAAUUAGCGAUAAGUAUUGUCAACAGCUAUACCUUUUUUAAUUCCAAUUUUGACAACUAAAGUUUUGUAGGCUUUACAGAAAAAAAAAGGAAAUUGUUAUUUCCUUUUGUAAAUUAAAAUUGGAAAAAAAUGUAUUGAGGUUACUUAUGUCCUAAUAUUAUUUGAAGUUACUUAUCUCUUAAAGAAAAAAAGGAAAAUUUUCUGUAUAUAUAGGAUCACUCUUCUUCACCAAAUUAUUUUGAUUCUCAGAUUUCAAGUACGUGACCUAGGUCUUUUUCUUAACUUGGUGCCAAAGAAAUCAGAGAAUCGAUAAUAUAUUCCAUUGCAAUGGUACCACCAGAGCUAGAAUUCAAAAAGUAUCUCGGAAAGGGUUCCUAUGGUUCGGUGAGUCUCUUCAAGUAUUCGAAACCACACACGACUCUCUACACCGCGGUGAAGACUUGCAACUAUAAAAACGCCGAGUCUCUCCAGAAAGAGUUUGAAAUCUUGUCCCAAUUCAAGGGUUGUUCGAGAAUCGUCCAGUGCUAUGAAAACAGAGUUAUAGAGAAUCUGGACGUUGAGGGUAACCUAGAGUAUAUGAUGCUUAUGGAGUACGCAGCUGGAGGAAGCUUGAGGACUUUCAUGGAACGAUCCGAAGAUAAGAAACUGCCUGAUCCUUUGAUAAGAGAGUUUACUCGUAUGAUUCUCGAAGGCUUAGCCACGAUUCACGGACAAGGCUAUGUCCACUGCGAUCUCAAACCCGGAAACAUCCUUGUUUUCCCUAAAUGCGUCUAUAAGAAGGGCGCCUGGAGAUCGUCUUAUGAAUUGAAGAUUUCUGAUUUUGGGUUGACCAAAAGAGAUGGAGACAAUAAGUGGUGGCAUCCUCAUCGCCCGUUCGUGGGAACUGCGAUCUAUAUGUCGCCGGGAUCGGUUUCUCAUGGCGAGACAGGGAGAGGACUUGAUUUAUGGUCAUUGGGAUGUGUGGUGUUGGAGAUGUACACUGGAAAGAAACCAUGGUGGCAUAAUAACUAUGACUUGGAGGGUCUCAAGAAGUGGUACGCGCCACUGAUUCCGAGUGAUCUUCCUUGCGAUGCUAAACACUUUAUCAUGGCUUGCUUCACGUUAAAUACUGAUGAGAGAAAAGACGCGUUGACAUUGUUGGAGUAUAGCUUCUUGCGUGGAGAGGUUAAUAAGAUCACAAAGCCUCAUGUGAAGAAUGAGAAUAGGAAGGAAAUUUCUCUGACAUUGAGGAAAGUUCUGAAGAGGCCAUCAAAAGUUACGUCUCUUUUCAAAAGAGCGGGAGAAUUGAUGAAGAUAAUCAAGAAGCAGCCAAGACCACCGAGAGCCAAUUUGCUUCCUGUUUACCUUUGUUCCCUAGCAGAACCAUCUCAAAAGAUUUGGUUUUUCAUUUAUAGUUCUCUUUGUGUUGUAUUUAUUAUCAUAAUGUUAGUUUGUUUCUUUGGUUGAUUGUUAAAGAACAAUGACUCUAUGCUCGGGAAAUUGAGAGAUGAUGAUGGAGAGUGGAACCAAAACAAGUUCAGAUACUGAUGCGAGGAUUAGGAUUAUUACUAAUCAAUGGCUUAGUUUACACACUAUAUAUAUAAUAAG
Molecule: messenger RNA, 2986 nt
Organism: Arabidopsis lyrata subsp. lyrata
Lineage: Eukaryota; Viridiplantae; Streptophyta; Magnoliopsida; Brassicales; Brassicaceae
Product: mitogen-activated protein kinase kinase kinase 3
Exons: 1
Coding region: 1727-2845 (372 amino acids)
Biological process (GO): protein phosphorylation
Molecular function (GO): protein kinase activity; ATP binding
Source: RefSeq, a predicted model, not a curated record